AUGAUCAGCGGAGCACCGAUCGGCGGAGCACCGAUCGGCGGAGCACCGAUUGGCGGAGCACUGGUCGGCGGAGAAGAUCAGCGGCGUACAAGACAAGUGCUACUCGAGAAUCUAACGACGGACGCAACUCGCCUGUCUCCAACUCAAUGCUGCUGCUUGCUUGAUGGAAGGGGAGACCAAAUGGAAGCUGAGCUUAUUGUCAUUGCGGGGUGUCAUUGCGUGUGA
Closterium sp. Naga37s-1 is the source of this 225-nucleotide messenger RNA. The record is from the annotation of a GenBank genome assembly. Lineage: Eukaryota; Viridiplantae; Streptophyta; Zygnematophyceae; Desmidiales; Closteriaceae.